CUAGGAGUGGAGGGCGGUACCUGGUUGUCUAGGAACCCCAGGGGCUCUGAGCUAAGAGAUAAGGGAGGUAACCCUAGCCUGAGGGACCAUUCCAGAAAGCCAGCUACAGAGGAGAUCGAGGGAGCAUUAUGUCUUCCCUCAACACUGAGGAUACCCUGCAAGAGCCCUUGCCCUCGCCUUCAAGCUCCAAGAAGAAAAAGAAGAAAAGAAAGUGGCCACGGCAAGAGGCCAGAAUCCAAGCCCUCACCAGGGCUGGCCACAGGGCCCUAUUGGCUGGUCAGAACCAUGAGGCCUUGACCAGCUUCCAGAGGGCCUUCCUCCUGGCUUCCAAGUCACCACAAACCAGGGACACCCCUGUUCUCCGGGCCUGUGCCUUCAACCUGGGGGCUGCCUACGUGGAGACUGGGGACCCAGCCAGAGGGCUUAAGCUGCUCCUACGAGCUCAACCUCAAGAGACAGCCCAGGGCGGGUGUCAUGGCGACCAGUGUUUCAACGUGGCUUUGGCUUACCACGCCCUGGGCGACCUGCCUCAGGCUUUGGCCUGGUAUCACAAGGCCCUGGGCCACUACCAGCCACUAGGUGACCAGGGGCAAGCCCAGGCAAAAAUGGGAGCCUGCUACCAGGCUCUGGGACAGCCUGAGCUAGCAGCCCACUGCCUGCAGGAAGCGAGCCGGGCCUACGCCCAAGCAGGGCAACCCAGGGCUGCAGCCCUGACACUGGGGGCUGCAGCGGGCUGUAUGCUGAAGAGCGGGCAGCAUGGGGUGGGUGAUGUGCUGCAGGUGCUGGAGGAGAGCCGGAGGCUUGCUGAGAGGAGCACUGAGCGAGGACUGCUGGGGCAACUCUAUAACGACCUAGGCGUGGGCUAUUCCCAGCUCCAGCUGUUCCCGCUAGCAGCAGAGGCCUUCCAGCAAGCCCUGCCCCUGUGCCGGGGGCCAGGAGAGGAGGCCACAGUGCUAAGAAACCUUGGGAUGGCCCACAAUGCCCUCGGCAACUAUCAGGAAGCCCGGGAGUUUCACCAGAAGGCUGCCGACACACACGGCUCUGUGGGGCAGCGGUGGGAGCAGGGCCGGAGCUUUGGAAGCCUGGCAUUUGCACUGAGCCAGCUGGGAGACCACAAGGCUGCCAGAGACAACUAUCUACAUGCUCUGCAGGCUGCCCGGGACACUGGGGACGUGAAGGGGCAAUGGCAGGCCUGUGAGGGUCUGGGGGCUGCUGCAGCCAGACUGGGGCAGCAUGACCAGGCUUUGAAGUACUAUAAGGAAGCGCUGGCCCGGUGUCAGAAGGAGCCAGAUUCUGUGCGAGAGCGGCUGGUGGCCAAGCUGACAGACGCCAUAAGGACCCACUUGGCCCGGGGUGGGCUGCUCCCAACCCACACCCUGACCUCAGCUCCAGGGGGGCCCCAGGCUCCAGGUGGGGCCUGCCCCGUGGUGGGGACCCCAGCCAGGGUGGGAAAAGGCACAGCAGGAGUGCGGCACAGAUUUUCCGAUAGGUGGGAAGAUGAGUUAGAGGAGGGCCACAAGGGGAAAGAGGAAGAGUCGGCGAAUGUUCUCACGACGGCUUGGACACCAAGACUGGAGCGUCCAAGACCCAGGGCCAAUCUCUCAUUUGGAGGCCAAGGCCCCCUCAGAAUGGAGAAUCCUGGCCUUCUGGUCACCAACGGCCCCCACAGCAAGAGCAAUCGGAACAACCCUCACCCGGCUCUGGAGGCCCAGGGUGUCCCCUGCCUCCUGCACAGCCUGAGUGUAGCCCUCAGCGAAAGGGAGAGUCCUGCUGAACUGGGGGACAGGCGGCUUAAGCCUACUGCCUCCUGCCCUGGAGCCUGCGAGCAGAGGUCAUCCAAACAGCCCAGGGAACCCCCCAGCAGGAACCCUCAGAGGAGAUCCACUGAGUCUGGCUUCUGCAUGAUCAUGUGACCCUCCCCUGCUGGCCACAGCAUGGCCCCUGCAGUACCUCCUCAACAUACACACUUCAGGGGCUUCUGGGGCUGAGCCCCUUCCCAGUCAUUCCCAGUGAGCACUGUAUGGACACAGAAUACAAUGUCAGAAAGUGGGAUCCGGAGCAGGCUGGACAAAGGCUUUGCAGUCUCAGCACUGAGGAGGUCUGUGUGCUCCUUGUUGGGAUUUUUGGACUCAAUAAGCAAAAGAAAAAUGGAAAACAGAUGGUGAAUUUCCCCCCUUUCCUUCUGGAUUCAAACCUCACAACUGCUAAGGCCCCUGCCAGUUCUUAAAACCAUGACAUCUUGGUUAAGAGGCUUUGGAGUCACUGACUCCAUUUUCUCACAUGAGAAAUGGCGAUCUAAUGCUACAGAAGAUACGCCUUAACCAACCAAUGGAUGCAUUCCUCUUCCUCCA
Molecule: messenger RNA, 2351 nt
Organism: Orcinus orca (killer whale)
Lineage: Eukaryota; Metazoa; Chordata; Mammalia; Artiodactyla; Delphinidae
Gene: TTC24
Product: tetratricopeptide repeat domain 24
Exons: 11
Coding region: 129-1913 (594 amino acids)
Molecular function (GO): protein binding
Source: RefSeq, a predicted model, not a curated record